AAAUCUUGCUAUUUAACAUUAUUGUAACUAGAUAUAACUUUGAAGUACGGUCAGGCGACGUUAUCGAGGAAGCUAUUGCCUUAAACACUCUCGGCGCUGGUGGAGCUUCGGCUCACCGGCGUCGGGAAAACUUAACCGAUUUGUCCUUAUGCUUCAAGAUCCUGCUCCUUUUUUCUUUCUGUUUAAGUUUUCCCCAUUUUUUUCCCCUUUUGUCCAAGCUUUUCAAGCUCUUUUGAACUCUUUUUACCCCGACGGCUGUUUAUCAAGCAAAGGACAGAGGUGGUUUCCGGUGAACUCCCUCUCUCAACUUUUAUCCGCACCACAAGAACAGAAGCAUCUGCAAGUCAGCGAGUUACAAAAAUCGGAUCUCCUUUCAGAUCUGAAAUUUUCUCGAUCUGUACUUCACUUCACCCCUGAAGAACCCUCACCCUGGGCUUCGUUACUGGCAGGAGGCAUCUCUCUUGGACCAGUAGAUGCGCCAUGCUCAGGGGAGACGUCGACGGCGCAAGGCGAUCUUCUUCUGGGGGCAACUGCUAAACAAUCUGAAACGAGUAAGUCUUCUUGCCUCCCCGCCGUAACAUCGGACCAAACUCAUACCAAACUAUUGAUGCAUCGUGUACUUCCGAUGAGCCCGUGUUCAAGGCAAAACUUUCAACCCUCUCCGGCCAGCCGCCUUGGUCUCUCUCUGUUGAUAGCCAAAGAUCGAUUAGGGCUUCCCUUAGUGGACCCUCAAUCAGUUUUUGGCCCAUUAAGGCCCCAACUAAUUAAGCCCAAUAAGUGUGCCUCAAUUCCAAAUCCGUUAAAGCCCAGGUACGACCUCAUAUCUAAAUUGUCGAAGUUAAAACCUAGUCGACGGUGUGAUCAAGAUUACGAUGCCUAUGGAUUCCAUCGGAGAAGUAAUUCACUGUUGUUACUAUGGCGGAACUUCCAUCUUCUGAAAACCCUGGUCUCAUGUCUCGGCGAAACUAGUGAACCACCUCAAGCAUCAGAGCAUCUCGAUCCCUGCUCGAACCCUUGUCAAAGCUCUACACUCUGUAGCUCUUCUCAUGCCGGCGAGAAUCACAGCUCUGCCCCUUUACUCAACGCUACUUCGUCAUGUUAUUACGACAGUGGCAAUCUCUUCAUCCAUCAUGGAAGAAGUAUCGACAAUCCUUGACCUCACAUGUACCAAUAUGCUUCAUAGCUUUUGGCUCAAAGCUCUCAGGAAUCAAUUGUCGAUUAACCUUAUCUACCUUGUUUAUUUUUGCUGCUUUGUUAUUUUGGCAUUGGGGAAUGCCCAUUUCAAGUUUGUUUUAAACAAUGGAUUCUCAGAAUCCUCCUUAUUCUGUAUUUGUUAUCUUUUUUAAUGGAAUGAAAGCAAAUGU
Messenger RNA from Camelina sativa (false flax), 1364 nucleotides. RefSeq lists its product as uncharacterized. The record is from RefSeq and is a predicted model, not a curated record. Lineage: Eukaryota; Viridiplantae; Streptophyta; Magnoliopsida; Brassicales; Brassicaceae.